Tribolium castaneum (red flour beetle) is the source of this 819-nucleotide messenger RNA. RefSeq names its product p23 (gene p23). Gene Ontology annotation, molecular function: Hsp90 protein binding; protein-folding chaperone binding. Gene Ontology annotation, biological process: protein folding; chaperone-mediated protein complex assembly. The record is from RefSeq and is a predicted model, not a curated record. The transcript has 3 exons. The coding region runs from base 1 to 750 and encodes 249 amino acids. Lineage: Eukaryota; Metazoa; Arthropoda; Insecta; Coleoptera; Tenebrionidae. Gene Ontology annotation, cellular component: nucleus; cytosol.
AUGUUGACGUCGAUGAAACUGUUAAAGGUAAAUUAUUGGGAAGGUCGCAUAUUGUGCUUGCUAUCAUAUGACGGUGACAUAACACAACACUCGAAAGUUCACAUUUUUCACUUUUCGCACUCGCGCUUCAUUCAGAACUACCGCAGGGCCAACGCGGAGCAAGACCUCACUAUAUUAGUCUGUGGUGCUAUAAUUAUCACAUGUGUGUGUGGCUUAGACGGAUGUAUUGAUGCCCAUCAGACCACGUUACCUCCCCCAGUGAUGUGGGCCCAAAGAACUGGCGUAGUUUUUUUAACGAUAAAUUUAGAGGACUGUAAAGACCCCGAUGUUAAAUUCACGAAAGACUCUGUAUAUUUCAAAGGCAUUGGCGGCGUUGAGAAGAAAACUUACGAAGUCACAAUCCCCCUGUAUAAAGAAAUAGACCCGGAAAAGAGCAAAAGCUUCAAUAGGGGCCGGUGUAUUGAAAUAAUCUUAGUUAAGGCAAGUUCAGACGAUUCCUAUUGGCCUGCGCUGACUUCUGAUAAAAAGAAGCACCAUUGGCUAAAAUGUGACUUCAACAAGUGGCAGGACGAGGACGAUUCGGGUGACGAGGGCGUGGGGGGCAUGGGCGGAAUGGGCGGCGGCGACUUCGAGGAGAUGAUGCGGCAGAUGGGAGGCCUGGGGGCCGGCGGGGACAAGCCCUCCUUUGAUGAUUUAGAAGAUGGUGAUGGUGCUGAUUCAGACGAUGAACCUAUUCCCGAUCUUGAAUAAGCACUCGAAUUACUUCUUUCCUUUUGUAUCUUUUCAUUUGUUAAGUUAACAAUAAAAUGUUUAGUGGUA